GCCGAUCUCCCGGCAUGCAUCAGUGGCCGUCGCCGUCCACGUCGCAAAUGUUUACGUUGAUUCGUGUUGUGUCAGCUGUAAAAAGAGUCGCGUCGCUGUUCCACACUCGAUGAUCUCCAGGCAUCUGCGAAUGCUGUCCGUCGUUCCGCCGCUAGUUUUAAACGAUGCAGUCUUCCUUGGAGUGCAAGCGGCCGCCUUUGAAAUGUGAAGUUCGGGCAACAUGAACACGGCCGUCAUCAUGAGGAAUUCGAAAGUCCGUACAUUUAUGUACGUGCUUUUAGGCUGCUGUAUGUUGUUCACGGUGUUCCUCUUGUCUUCCACGCACACCAAGUUAAAAGAUUCGCAGGAGUCGAACGACAAGUGCCAGCAGCAGAGGGACUCGCUGUCUGCCCAGCUACAAGUUGUUUACGAGCACAAAAGUCGUUUGGAAAAGACGCUACAACUGGAAACAACAGAUAGAAAAAAAGCCGAAGAUGCUGUAAAGACCGUCAGAGAUCAGGCCGAACGCGACCGGGCUGAUGCUCGAGAUAAGAUCAAGAGCUUGGAUAAGGAGCUGACCGAGCUGAAAGCUUCCCAAGCAGAGGAGUUCAAAAUCUCAAGACCAGCUUUGACACCCUUCAUCAGGAGAAAGAGAAAGUCGACAACGAGUUGGCCAACCAUGUCACUCUACUUCAGCAGGAGAGGGACUCCAAGGCAAAGUUAGCAAGGCAAUUGGAAGAGGUACUGCAGGCCAGGAAGACUGAAGGACAGUUGGAUCUGAUGCUUCAGAGACAACUUGAAACCUGCCGUGCUGAAACUACUCAGCUGUACGCAAGGCUGCAGCAGCAGCAGCAGCAGCAGAAUGUGGUUCAAUCUCAGCACGCAGUGGCAAGCGUAGGCAACAAGCAAAUUGCCAACAACGCUCCCGCUUUCUCGGCUGGUAAUGGACCUGUACACGCUGCUGCCCCGGCACCCUCGCUUACGCAAGGCGGCAGUGAUCAAAAGGCCAAUGCAAAGGAGGACAAAGGAGCUGGAAAAUUGGGUCCCCGAUAUCAGGUGUCUGGGGCAGAAAAUUGGCUGCCAAAGGUUGUUGAUGUGGAGUCAAGUAAUGGUUUGAGACCCAUCGCCAACAGUGCCAAGAAUCCAGUGCCAGCUGCGCAAGUAUUGGCACCUCUCAAUGACUUCGCCCUUCAGCAGGCUGCCAAAGCGAGCCCAGAAGUCUCCCAAGCCAAGGGCAAGAUGUCUUCCACGCCGGGAAGUGCUGUUCCGGAUGCCAUCCUGUCACCUCUUCAGCAGGAAGGCAAGGCCAACCAUGGAAACAAUGAACUGUCUGGGUUGCCAAAAAACCAAGGCCAGCAGCCUGUUGGCCAGAAACCUCCAGUUGUGUCACAGCCAGGAGUACCCCAAGUUGCUUUGCAGCCUUCAGCUCAAGUAGAGCCUUCGCAGAGGCCACCUGCUCAGCCUUUGGCACGGCCUGUCCCGCAGCCUGCAGUCCAGAAAGAGCAGAACUUUCUGCAUAAGCCUCUGCAGCAGCCGGCACCGCUCGGAGUAAAUGCAGAUCCCCUGUCCCAGAUCAAGGGUCAGCUUUCACAGCUGAAUGUGGACCAGCCUGCUGCCGCGGAGCAUGGUUUCAAGCCUGGUGAACAACCUCCUAUUGGAAACCAGGCACCUCCAGUCUUGCCAGCUCCCAGCAUUGCAAAAUCAUCGCCACCAGCAGCCGGGGUGGGUGCCAAGAACCAGGGUAUUGCACAACCUGGUUUGCCUGACAGCUUAGGGGAACUUCCGGACAAUAUGGCUGGCCUGGAAAAGAAGCCAGCAGGUGACAGGCUUGCGCCAGCCAAGGCAUCAGGUUCUCGAGGAGUAGCAGGAGGCAUAGCUGGGGCUUUCAAGAAAGCUGCAGAUGGCAUGGGCUUUGAGGAAGGAAACGAAAUGGAGCUUGGUGCAGAGAAGGUGCUGUCGAACAAAGGGCUGAACAAUGGUGAUGAUUUGCUGAUCGCUGGUCAAGUUGGAAAGGCACCACGAGUUAAGCUGGCCCGCCCCAACCAGCCGCAGCAGCAACUGGCUGCGGGAGGAAUUGGAGGUGGUGAAGAUGACAUGGACUAUGGCAAUGCUGUUGUCAAGAAAGAUGAUGCAGCAGAAGACCAAGAAGAUGAUGGUCCAUUUGGUGCAGAUUUGGGAAGAGGAAAACCAAUGCCAGAUGCUGCCGAUUUCGAUGACCAGGGCGCUGAGGCUGACCAACUCCAACAGCAGCAACCCAACAAUUUUCAUGAAGACGGCAUUGCAGCAAAUCCGAAGUAGUGGCACAGCUUUUUUUUUUCUUGGUCUGCAGUGGACUGAGUACAGACACCUUUGGAGCAUCAUAAUGAUUUGACUUUAUAUGUGGAACGAGCCAAACAGAACUAAGCAGUGUUUUGCAAGUUUGUCCUUGUGGUGGUAAGAGGGAAGCAUGUUUUCGAGUGCCCUUGUGAUGCGACAGAGAUUGGUUUCUCAACUGUUCACCACGAAAGAAGAGAGCGACGGUGAUUUCCAGAAGCCACAUUGUCUUCAGGAAGCCGGUGUGCACUGGAGCGGACAUUUUGAUGCCACCCAGUUUAAAUAUAGGCAUUUGUUUUUUGAGUCGGAUUUAUCAGCCCCACCAAUAUGCUUCCAUGCUGAAAUGUGGUGGAUUGCUGAAUGCAUUUCAUAGGUGUGGUUCCUUGCUUCUACAGUUUACUAGUUUACUUCUUUUGUUCCUUUUGAGUGUUGACUGAGAUUUUCCUAGGCAAAUGAACAGGAGCUCCUUGAGAGCAGUUGUAUGCAAUAACUGUGUGCUUGUUUGUCCCUUGUUGUGCUUGUUUGUUCCUUGUUCUCUUGUUCCUACAUAUGAGAUUUUCAUUAAAGGCUCUUUUCAGUCACAUGAAAA
This is a messenger RNA of Rhipicephalus microplus (southern cattle tick), 2881 nucleotides long. RefSeq lists its product as uncharacterized. The record is from RefSeq and is a predicted model, not a curated record. Gene Ontology annotation, cellular component: Golgi membrane; Golgi apparatus. Lineage: Eukaryota; Metazoa; Arthropoda; Arachnida; Ixodida; Ixodidae.